AUGGCUGCCCCGCACGACGAGGCCGCGGCGUGGUCCGAGGAGGCGGCGCGCCGGGUCUGGGCCGGCGCCGUGCCGCUCCAGGUCCACCUCCACGACGCCGACGUCACCGCGUUGCCCCCGCCGCCGCCCUUCCUGACUUUGGGGCCAAGAAUUGGGUACUUGCCCCUCUUGAUACCUGUUAUAAAGGCUCAUUUCAGCAAUGCGCUCCCACCUGGUGUUGACACUGUUUGGUUUGAAUAUAAAGGGCUGCCUUUAAAAUGGGGAUAUCCCUCAGAAAUCUUGUCACCAUGCGAGGGUGAAGAUAGCGUGAAGUGGAGCUACAUGAAUUCCCUGAAAGAGGCCACCUUCAUCAUUACUGGGAACAAUAAGAGUGUGAUGAAUAUGUCACAUGCUGAUCAAGUUGCUCUGUGGGAAUCUGUAAUGAAAGGUAACUUAGAUGGGUAUAAAAAUAUCUCCACCAGGCUUAAGCUUGGACCAUUCGAAGAUGAUGGGUUAGUACGAACAGCAUCCAUGGAGCGUCAACGUCAACAAAAUUCUGAUGAACCUGAAUCUCCUGGAUCUAGCAAACCGUGCAGGGUUCCUGUUCGACUAUAUGUACGCAAUGUUCAAGAAGAGCUUGAGUAUAUAGAAGAUGCAAUACCUGUUAGUGACUGGGAAAGUGUGUCCUACAUAAAUCGGCCAUUUGAGAUUCGCAAGGUUGAAGAGUUCUUCAGGUCAAAGCCCGCAGGCAGAGCCGACGACUCCCAACGUGCAGGGGCACUGGACUCGGCUGCUGACAGUUCAGAUGCCACCAACUCUUCAAGAAGUUCUCAGGAGGCAGGACAAGCCCUGGCAAGUCCACGAGAGGCGGCGGGUGCUGCCAAGAAAGCGAAAGUGAAGCUGGUAAGGGUGCAAGGCAUCGAGCUGGACAUGGACAUCCCGUUCCUUUGGGUUGCCAAUAACCUGAAGAACCCUGAAUACUACCUCCACAUUUGUGUAUAUGUCGGUACUCGGAAACAAUAA
Molecule: messenger RNA, 1002 nt
Organism: Miscanthus lutarioriparius
Lineage: Eukaryota; Viridiplantae; Streptophyta; Magnoliopsida; Poales; Poaceae
Source: the annotation of a GenBank genome assembly